Molecule: messenger RNA, 3986 nt
Organism: Dreissena polymorpha
Lineage: Eukaryota; Metazoa; Mollusca; Bivalvia; Myida; Dreissenidae
Exons: 23
Coding region: 461-3613 (1050 amino acids)
Cellular component (GO): nucleus; cytoplasm
Source: RefSeq, a predicted model, not a curated record
AAAACUGUUAAACCGACACUUAUUUAAGUGUUUUACUUUGAAGCAUAUGACAACAGCAUGACACUCCGUCGGAAGUAUUUUCAAGGGCUGUGUAUACAAAUCUGGAUUGAAAACAAGAUAAGAAGACGGAGUCGAGAUGAAAAAUACACCUUGUCCGCCAAAUAAAAGACUGCUUUGAUUGGUCCAUCAACCAUAUCAUCACGGACUAAAUUCCACAAUCGUUCUGUGAUAAACACACACACUCGCCUGACUCAGUAUUUAAUAAAAACGCACUGAUACACCCAUGUCCUGCAAUCUGUGGCCAGCACCAAUGAAAUGUUUUUCAGUUUCAGUUUUGGCAGACAUUUUUUCUGUUUGAAUUAUCCAACUCAGUUUGGAUUAUCGACGUACAGGGGGCGGAAAAUAUCGAUAAGGGUUUAUUGGCUGAGCAGACGAUAGGCUGAGUAACGCGAUAGGCACGAUGAAAAUCAUGGGGGUAGAUAUUCAAACGUAUCGCUGUAGAAUUGGAACAUUCAGCUAUACGAGUCGCAAAAAACCCAGCUCUGAAAGCAAUGGAUGUAGAAUAACACAGUGUGAUGAACGUGGUCGAAAAUGUGGUUCCUUACAAACCAUCGCCCUCGUAGUUUGUCUUUCGCUAUACGUCUUUAAUUUCUCUUGCAAUCUGAGGAAUACAGCGUUUGAUAAAAUUUCAAUAAGUGGAACAGCUGAGCGAGUGAUGUUUUUCUUUAAACAACAACUGCCUUCAUUACGCACAAUUUGGAUUGUCACUGAUACAAUGCUUGAAGAAGUCAUUGAUUCUUCCAUGUCAAAUCUGAAAACUAUCGCAAGCAUCGUAUUCAACAGUGACCUCUGGUCCUUUGUUUCUGAACAUGACAAAUCACUGGCGCCGUUAAAAACUUUUUGUAUGCGCAAUAAAUUGUAUUGUGCUACCAGAGCGUUACAAGAGAAACUGGCACUAUCGGACAGACGUUUGAAAUUACUUCACACUGACAUCGAAGAGAACGUUCGAUUAUUCGAAGAGUUACUCCGUGUAAGAGAUGUAGCCAGCAUUCGCUUUUUGACAGAAAGUCUGGACCGAAGUUAUGAGAAACUGUUCGUCAGGAUGAGCAGGAAAAAGUCAGAUCCAAAAUUAGUGCGUAUGCUUCCUUAUUUGUCAAAGAUGCAAUCAAAUAUACAAAAACCAUUCCAACUAUGUUCAAUAUGUCCGACAGCAAAUGACGACUUGGCCGCCUUCUUUGUACACACUUUGUAUCAUACAUUUGAUCCGUGUGCUCAGCCUACGGAUUUUAGUUUUGCAGAAUAUAUCAACGAAGAACUAAGAUAUGUUACAACAAGUUGCUGUAAAGAUACUGGGCCUACCAAUUUAUUUCAUGAUCCACACCAAUCAUUCCGAAAUGCAAGUGAGCAUGACGCAAUUGACAUUGCAACGAUGGAAACGGUCACAAGUUUCAAUAGAGAUGAAGGUGAAAAUGAAUUGUGGUAUGUGUGGGAUGACGUGAUGCCCAUCAGAGUGAUAAAGGCUCAAUUAAUCAGUUCUGGCGUGGAGCCCAACCCUGGACCUGCAUAUUUGACCGAUUUUGACGAAACGAAGACAAUUGAAAGAUUGGUGGCAAAAAAGCAAACGCGAGACACAUAUUUUCAUUUUGGGAAGGUACAAGCAUGCACAGGUUCCAUCAAAGUCGGUAGCAUAUUUGGAACAAACGUUUUCAAAAUAGAGCUAAUUGACGACUUACGAAAAGGGCUUCUGAAUAAAAAUAAUAAAAAAGCAAAAGAAUUUGCCAUCAGUCGAAUUUUAGAUGAACUAUGUAAUUUUGGCGAGUUUGUGGAAUUGGAUAUACCGCCAUUGUUUUAUUUGCGAAAACAUAUCGCGUAUAUGGUUUUACCGUCUGCCUCUUGGUGGCGAGAUUUGGACGCCACGGUAUUUGGAAGAAUACCAGCGGGUGUACUCGCCUACAGAAAUGAAUUCAGAGAGACCUUCUUCUUUCGAGAUAAACAUACAAUGUCUUUGCUAGAUGAACAUAUAAGUAAUACACACCUAUCUUCUAUUAACUUCUGCGACAUCACGGUUGCAAACCCGUUUGGUGGGUUUCUCAUGAUUACAUGCAACAAUGCGCGUGUUUACCCGCACAGAGGGGAACGCCACGAUAAACCUCCAAAUCAACCGGAACUAAAAUACCCAACUCAAGUUUCUGAAGCACAAGAGCAACGUGACAGUUCAGCGUCAGACGAAGAAAACUCCCUUGAUGAAGAUCCUUCACUAAGCCAUCAAAACAACACUCAUCUUUCCGUCAAUCAAACCGGUACUUUUUGUGAAGACCAUUUUUCAGAAAAUCCGCAAAUCGAGCAGAUUGACAGACCACACGUUCAGAUAAACAUGACAUUUAACAAUCCAUGGGAUGAUGGAAUGCGCUUUAAUAGAAACACAACAGAACACGUUCAAGACAUUGCUCCUAGAUUUAAAAUGCAGCAAAGACGAUAUCCGACGGCUAAAUAUGUUUCGUAUGAAAAUGAAGGUAGCAGAAGGGAGACGUAUCGGGGAUGGCCUUUACAACAGCCAGAUCCUCAAACCCUUUGCAAUGCAGGUUUUUUUUUUACAGGUCAAAGUUACGACCUCGUUCGAUGCUUCUGCUGCGGCAUCGGUCUAAAAGACUUCUCUGACUCGGACAAUCCAUUGCUGGAGCACGCGAAACAUUCAUCGAACUGUCCGUAUUUGCUUGACCAAUUUGGAAGUCGAGAGGCGUUAGAAAUGUAUAAGCAGAACAACGCACGUCCUGACCCGGAAGACAUCAGACGAAGACAGCGUGAACUGUAUCAACAGCAACAAGGUCGGCCAGUUACAAACUACAGAGCAAAGCACGAACGGUUUCGGUCAUUAUCAUCACGUAUUGACACUUUCAUAAACUGGCCGCCACAUUUGUCACAGAGACCACAACAAUUGGCGGAGGCAGGACUGUAUUACACAGGCAUUGACGACCAUUGUCGCUGCUUCGCAUGUGAUGGUGGUUUGAGGAAAUGGGAAUCAGGAGACGAUCCCUGGAUAGAACACUGCAGAUGGUUUCCGGCCUGUCCAUAUGCAAGAGAAAUUAAGGGCGAUGAAUUUAUCGAUCUAAUCCAAGUAUCCGCAGAUCUUGUCGCAAGUGAAGCCACAUCGGCUCAGCAUGAAGAGUUGAAUGGCGUUAUGGCUGCAAUAACAAUCGAUGAUCGACUCGUUCAAAGGAUUGUUGACACACAUCGACACAUACUUACAUUUGACAUGGGAUUUCUGGUAGACGAUGUUAGAAAUGCGGUCUUGGAACUUGUUCAACAAGGCAGCAGCGAUCCAGACAUUGGGGAAAUUGUAACUCGUAUCGAGGUAAUACGUGAGAGAAAAUCGCUUGAAGAGAAACUCAUAAUGCAACCCACACCAUGUACGCAAUCAGAAGACACUUUGAUGGAGCAAAAUCAACGACUAAAGAGCAUACUUCUAUGUCAUGUUUGCCACAAAAACCAAAUAAACGCAUUAUUUCUACCCUGCACACAUCGCAAGUACUGCUUAGAGUGCACGGAGCACAUCGAUAGAUGUCCAGACUGUACCAGACCGAUUAAGGAAAGGAUUCGCACAUUUAUGGGAUGAUCAUUCAGCUGACAUUUAUCAACAUUGUGUUUGAACCAGAAUAAGUUAGAUCAUUCUGGCUAAAUAACUCUUUGAUAGAUAGUGAAAACUAUGUAUAAUUCAAAAAUCUAACACGCGCUAUCGAUCGUUCUGAACCAUAAGAAGCUGUAUACAUGACUUUAUAAGCUGUCGCUGUCUCUAAAGUAUAAUUUAAAUUUUAUUUAGCACACGUAAUGCAUACAUUUAUAUGGCAUAUAUAUCGGUUAUUCACGAUGUUUCUUUUAUAACUUGAACAUCCACUUUCACUACUAAAAUGAUUGUGUUGAUUUGAUCUAUAAUCAACAAUGCAGGUCCCCUUUAUUGAAAUCAAGCAAUAUGCAAAAUGAAAGUUCAA